Messenger RNA from Lacerta agilis (Sand lizard), 2921 nucleotides. RefSeq names its product hyaluronan synthase 3 (gene HAS3). The record is from RefSeq and is a predicted model, not a curated record. The coding region runs from base 1 to 1647 and encodes 548 amino acids. Gene Ontology annotation, biological process: hyaluronan biosynthetic process; extracellular matrix assembly. NCBI's taxonomy places the organism in Eukaryota, Metazoa, Chordata, Lepidosauria, Squamata, Lacertidae. Gene Ontology annotation, molecular function: hyaluronan synthase activity. The transcript has 3 exons.
AUGCCAGUGAGGCUUUACACAGCCCUGCGUGUUUUUGGGACCAGCCUCUUUGCUGUAGCGGUGCUGGGGGGCAUCCUUGCUGCCUACGUCACGGGCUACCAGUUCAUCCACACUGAGAAGCACUACCUCUCCUUUGGGCUCUAUGGUGCCAUCCUGGGCCUCCACCUCUUCAUCCAGAGCCUCUUUGCCUUCCUGGAGCACCGGCAGAUGCGCCUGGAGGGCCGGCCCCUGAAGCUGCGCUCCUCAGUGGCCCUCUGCAUCGCCGCCUACCAAGAGGACCCCGACUACCUGCGCAAAUGCCUGCGCUCCAUCCAGCGCAUCUCCUUCCCCGACCUCAAGGUCAUCAUGGUGGUGGAUGGCAAUGGGGAGGACGAUGUUUACAUGCUGGACAUCUUCAACGAGGUGAUGGGCUCCGACCGGACAGGCUGCUAUGUGUGGAAGAGCAACUUCCAUGUCCGGGGGAAGGGCGAGUCGGAGGCUGGCCGCCGCAGGGCCAUGCGCCACAUCCAGAGCCUUGUCCGGCACAAUACCUAUACCUGCAUCAUGCAGAAGUGGGGCGGGAAGCGCGAGGUGAUGUACACGGCCUUCUGUGCCCUUGGAGAUUCUGUCGACUACGUGCAGGUGUGUGACUCUGACACGGUCCUUGAUCCAGCCUGCACAGUGGAGAUGCUGCGCAUCAUGGAGGAGGAUCCUCGCGUCGGUGGAGUUGGCGGGGAUGUCCAGAUCCUGAACAAGUAUGACUCGUGGAUCUCCUUCUUGAGCAGUGUGCGCUACUGGAUGGCCUUCAACGUGGAGCGGGCCUGCCAGUCCUACUUUGGCUGCGUCCAGUGCAUCAGCGGCCCCUUGGGCAUGUACCGCAACUCCCUGUUGCAGCAGUUCCUGGAGGACUGGUACAACCAGACGUUCCUGGGCAGCAAAUGCAGCUUCGGGGACGACCGCCACCUCACCAACCGGGUCCUGAGCCUGGGCUACCGGACUAAGUACACGGCCCGCUCCAAGUGCCUGACCGAGACGCCCACCAGGUACCUCCGCUGGCUCAACCAGCAGACGCGCUGGAGCAAGUCCUACUUCCGGGAGUGGCUCUACAACGCCCUCUGGUUCCACAAGCAUCACCUGUGGAUGACCUACGAGUCGGUGGUGACGGGCUUCUUCCCCUUCUUCCUCAUUGCCACCGUCAUCCAGCUCUUCUACCGCGGGCGCGUCUGGAACAUCCUCCUCUUCCUUCUGACGGUGCAGCUGGUGGGCGUCAUCAAGGCCACCUAUGCCUGCUUCCUGCGCGGCAACGUCGAGAUGAUCUUCAUGUCCCUCUACUCCCUGCUGUACAUGUCCAGCCUCCUGCCGGCCAAGAUGUUCGCCAUCGCCACCAUCACCAAGUCCGGCUGGGGCACCUCCGGCCGCAAGACCAUCGUGGUCAACUUCAUCGGCCUCAUCCCGGUCUCCGUCUGGGUGGCAGUGCUGCUGGGUGGGCUGGCCUACACUGCCUACUACCAGGACCUCUUCACGGACACGGAGCUGGUCUUCCUCAUUUCGGGAGCCAUCCUCUAUGCCUGCUACUGGGUGGCACUGCUCACCCUUUACCUGGCAAUUGUGGCCCGGCGCUGCAGCAAGCCCCAGGAGGAGUACAGCUUGGCGUUUGCGGAGGUGUGAUGAGGAUGAGGGUAGGGGGGGCAGGGAGUGCAAUAAUAGCAAAGGACUGGCAGCGUUUCCCCGCAUAGUUGUGGGACUUCAGGAGGGCUGGCCCCCCACCCUGCUCAGGACCUGAUCCAGUUUUGAAAUGUCCAUCCCAGAAGCAAAUUGGCAGAUUCAGGAGUGCAUCAUUGGGGAAGGAAGUCGGAGCCUCGCAGAACGGAUCCUGCUGGGUGGGCUUCUGGAUCCUGCCCCUGCAGAAAGUUCAACAGCUCCUGGAAAAAGUUUCCACCACCAGAUGUCCCUGUCGUUCUAUGCAAAUGACACUGCCUCUCCCCAGAAUAGCACCAAUGUGGCAGGGACGACCUCUGUAGCCGGUUCAUGGUACAAGAGUCAUUGUAGCUGAUGGGAGUGCAGUUUUUACAGGGAGCAAUAAUAACCACCUCGUGGAGAUCUGUUAAAGAAGGGGCCCUUCUGUGCCCAGCGAAGAGACCAUCAGUAGGUUUUUGAUCUUCCCUAGGAAGAGCUUUAAGGCUUUUGUAAAGGUUAUUCUCUGUUCAUGGGAGAAGCAAGUGGGGCUUGAGCCACUGACGUCAAGGGGUUGCUUUCUAGGCAGAGGCCCCACAGGAGGUGGGGUGACAGGGCAGAACGUGUGCGCCUUCCAAGAGGGGCUCCCUUCUGCCUGUAAUCACUGCAGCUGCAGGACUGGAGGGAGAUUUACUGAGAAGGAAAGGCUGGCAGUAGAAAAAACCACCUUUGAGCCAUAGUGGGAACAUGCUGUUGCCCAAAAAAUACAUCAAAUGACUAGGCUGCCCAUUUCUAAACAAACACAAAAUACUUGAAAGCUCCCAGAUUGGCCCAAUACAGCAUGAGUCACAGCUACUGUGAAUUCGAUAAAAUAGGUUGCAAACUGGAUUGGUCAAAUGUCUUCAGCUCCUUCUGGAGUUUUUUUUUUUGGGGGGGGGUGGACCACCUAUUGCUACCCCCCUCUUUAGUCCAGGACUAUGGAUCAUGCAAGUGGUCCUACAGAUGCUGUAGGGACUCCCAGUUUCCUGACCAGUUAUCGAAAUCCAACUCCUGUCAUCCCUGACAUUGCUGGCUGGAGGUAUCUUCAGCCUUUUAAGCAAAGCAUGCAUCUAGAGAUCUAUUGCUUAACCUUCCACAAUAUUUGCAUGGUGGUAGUGUCCGACCAAUCUUAGAGCAGGCCAUGGCCCACCAGUUGAAGACCAGUGUUCUAGAGCAUAUUUUGUUAUGCUUGGGUAGGGGUGUUAAAAUACUUUAAUGCUGUGAACAGA